AGCUGGCAAGCUUUACUAUUAGUUGCUACCGUGUUUAAUGGUUAGGAGAAAUGAAAACAUUACUGUCAAGACAUGAUAAUAUAAAUAGCUAUCUAACAACAUUGCCUUUCGUAGUUUCAAUUCAUCAUAAAUAUUCUGACAAUUGGAAGAUCAAUGUCUGUUAUUUUAGUACUUGUGCUUCUGAGUCUUGCAACUUCUAACAUUGACUUCUGCAAUGGAAAUUUCGUUAAUGAGGGUUGCAUUGAGAGUGAAAAACAAGCCCUUUUCAUGUUCAAACAAGACUUACUAGAUAAUGCAAACCGUUUGGGCUCCUGGUCUCUUGAUGAAGAUUGCUGUGGAUGGGAUGGAGUUGUUUGUGACAAUGCGACUGGCCAUGUACUUGAGCUCCAUCUUAGAAACCCUCGACCAUAUCUUUGAUGAUUAUGGCAGUGCUGCUGAAUUUGAAGGAAGUGAGAGGUCAAAGUUUGGAGGUAAGAUGAACCCUUCUUUGCUCAUGUUGAAGCAUUUGAGUUAUUUGGACUUAAGCAACAAUGCAUUUGGAGGUAUUCCAAUUCCCAAAUUCUUGGGUUCUAUUGAGAGUUUAAGAUACCUUAGCCUCUCUAGAGCUGGGUUUGGAGGAUUAGUUCCUUAUCAACUUGGAAAUCUCUCAAGUUUACAGUAUCUUAAUCUUCAUGCCGAUAUUGAAGAUGAUCUGUCUGUUGCCAAUCUCCAAUGGUUGUCUGGUCUUUCCUUGUUAGAACACCUUAAUUUGGAUAACGUGAACCUUAGAAAGGCUUCCAAUUGGUUACAAGUGCUAAACACACUUCCUUCCUUGGAAAAACUAGUUUUGUCAAGUUGUCAACUUCCUCCUGUCCCUUCACCCACAAAUCUGAAUCUAUCCUCUCUUGCAAUUCUUGACCUUUCUUCAAAUUCUUUUGAGAAUCCUUCAGUCCUUAGCUGGAUAUUUCAUCUUACCAACUUAAUUUCCCUUGAUUUGAGUGUUAAUGAUUUGCAAGGAUGUAUAUAUGAUGGCCUUGAAAACAUGACUUCUCUUAGGCAUCUUGAUCUUUCAUUUAACUCUUUUAAUUCUUCAAUACCUGACUGGUUUUAUAAUCUUAAUUCUCUUCGGUUUCUAAACCUUGGCUCCAACAAGUUGCAUGGUGAAAUUUCAAGUGCUAUAGGAAACAUGACUUCUGCCAUUAGCCUUGACUUUUCAGGGAAUGAACUUGAAGGAAGGAUUCCAAGAUCAAUGGGGAAUCUUUGUAAAUUAAAGUAUAUCCUUUAUUCGGGUGUAAACUUGAGUCAAGAUAUAUCUGACAUCUUAGAAAUUUUGUCAGGAUGUGUUUCUAAACAACUUGAUUUACUGGAUUUAAGUAGAAGUCAACUGUUUGGUGAGUUAACCAAUCAACUUGGGAACUUCAAAAUUUUGGAGGAACUUUAUUUGUCUGGUAACUCAAUUUCCGGUCCCAUUCCAUUGUCCAUAGGAGAACUUUCGUCCUUGAGUGUUUUAGAACUUGAUCAGAACAAAUUGACAGGACAACUUCCCGAGUCCUUUGGGCAACUUGCAAAUUUGGAAAUAUUUAAUAUUUCUAAAAAUUUGUUAGCAGGUUUUGUUUCAGAAAUGCACCUUGGCAAUCUUGCAAAAUUGAAAGAAUUUGAUGUUUCUGACAAUCCUUUAACUUUAAAAACCAAUCCUGAUUGGAUUCCUCCUUUUGAACUAGAACACUUAGUAUUAAGGUCUUUGGAUGUAGGUUCCAAGUUUCCUUUGUGGCUUCGUUCACAAAAACAUUUAAGAUAUUUAGAUAUCUCUAACUGCGUGAUUUCUGAUAGCAUUCCCAGUUGGUUUCGGAAUUCAUUCUCCCACUUCCAUUAUGUCAAUCUCUCUAACAACCAAAUCCAUGGGCAGAUUCCUAGUAUACCUUGGAUUGCAUUUGGUGAUUCUGUCAUUGACCUUAGUUUCAAUAAUUUUACUGGUCCAUUACCUCAAAUCUCUUCCAAUCUGUCAUUUCUAGACCUCUCCAGUAAUUUUCUGUCAGGAUACCUUUUUGAUCUUUUAUGUUUUAAUUUGAAUCAAACCAUGGGAAUGGAAACUCUUAAUCUUGGUGAAAAUCGUUUGUCUGGGGAGAUACCAGCUUGUUGGAUGAAGUGGCAAAAUUUGAUGGUGAUAAGAUUAGAUAGCAACAACUUCACUGGAAGAAUUCCAAGCUCUUUGGGAACUUUAUAUUCUCUUCUAUCAUUGCAGUUGCAGAAAAACCACCUCUCUGGAGAAAUUCCAUCGUCACUACGAAAUUGCACUGGUUUAUUGCUACUUGAUUUUGGUCAGAAUGAGUUAUAUGGCCACAUCCCUGAAUGGAUAGGCCAUAGCUUUCGAGAGCUAACAGUCUUGAGCCUUCGUUCAAACAAGUUUUCAGGGCACAUACCAGAUCAAAUAUGUGCUGUUAGUUCUCUUCAAGUUUUGGACCUUGCUAAUAACAAUCUGGUUGGGAGCUUACCAGGAUGUUUAGGAGAGAUCCCCAAGGCAGUGACAAGUUUAUUCGAAUUGCAGUCAUUGAAUUUGUCACAUAAUCUUUUGACUGGAACAAUACCAAAAAGAAUUGGUGAGAUGAGAUCUCUAGAAUCUGUUGAUUUCUCUGUGAACAAGUUGUCUGGUUCAAUUCCUAAAAGCAUGUCAAAUUUAACAUUUUUGAGCCACAUGAACUUGUCUUACAACAAUUUGACCGGACAAAUUCCUUCCAGCACUCAGUUACAAAGCUUCGAUCAGUCAAGUUAUGUUGGCAACCAACUCUGUGGAUUGCCACUUCCGGAGAAGUGUUCUGACAAUGGUACAAUUCACAAUGCUGGAAAUGGAGGUGGCGAAAAUGGCUUCAGAUUUGAAACAGAUUGGUUCUAUUUAGGCAUGGCAUUUGGAUUUGUGAUUGGCUUUUGGAGUGUGUUUGGUCCUUUGGUUUUUGAUCGGCGAUGGAGGUCCAUGUAUACACUUUCGAGUUUUCAACCAAAUGUGGAAAAUCAGUAACUCUGUAAGUGUUUGUCUCUACACAAUUUCAACAUAUUAUAUUUAAGUACAAGUUAACUUUACAUGUUUCCACCACUGAAGUUUGUACAAUCACUCUGCUUAACAGAUGAACACUUGUUCUUUCUUUUGAACAAAGUUCUAACUGUUUUCAGAAUUCAGACCAAUUUUUUCUUUUCUUUUUUGUAUGACAGCAAAAAGUCUCGAUUUGGCUAGUUGUUUCAAACAAAAUUAAGCAGAGGAGUUGUUCAACUUUGAAGCCUCACAUUUCAAGGUCUGACUCAUGUACUAGAAAACUUCUGCACCAGAUUGUGGAAUAUAGAUUUAUACCCUUUUCAGAUCACUGCAAAUUUGUCUAUACUGUGAUUUUCAACGUGUAGAAUUACAGUUGUUUGUAGCAGAGUAACCAUGGUGUAAGUCAAUACUUAAUAGAGCAAGUCAUUUGCCCAUUUCCAUCCUCAGAUUCAAUUUCUGUUUUCCCAGUAAAGCAUUCUGAAAGUGAAAUAUGUAAACGACAAAUUUAAUGAUUGAAUAGAGUUUUUACAACAUCAAAUUGUAUACCACAUCCAAAUAAAGAUUGAACUUCAUUUUUGGUAAAAUGAAGUAAGCAUGAACUGAUGGAUUUCAAUAAUUGAAUUGAAACAAAAACAAUCUAAUAUUUCAACUUCACAAAAUUUCCACAGAAAAGAAAAAAAAAAAAAACAGUGAAGUAUUUAGUUUUGAAAUUACCUGAUAAAGCACCACUUUUUUGGCCUUUGGGACAAGAUCAAGUGUACAAAUUACUUGGUAAUGUAGGGUCAUGAAAUUUGUAGGAAAAAACCACUCUUGGCCAAGACAGUAAAUAGCAGAUAU
Durio zibethinus is the source of this 3841-nucleotide messenger RNA. Lineage: Eukaryota; Viridiplantae; Streptophyta; Magnoliopsida; Malvales; Malvaceae. The record is from RefSeq and is a predicted model, not a curated record.